This is a messenger RNA of Phascolarctos cinereus (koala), 3192 nucleotides long. RefSeq names its product centromere protein L (gene CENPL). The record is from RefSeq and is a predicted model, not a curated record. Lineage: Eukaryota; Metazoa; Chordata; Mammalia; Diprotodontia; Phascolarctidae.
GGCGGGGCCUCGCCUGGAGGAUGCCGCGGAGCGGCCGGAGCUGAGGCGCUUGCUACGUGGGCAAGCCGGCACCGGGGCUGCCCUGCCCCUGGCGGGCGGAAGUGAUGGACUCAUCGAAUGUGCCAGAAUUUACUCCAAAACACGGGGUACCUCCAAGGCUUAGAGAUUACUUUACUGGUGCCAGCUCUUUUCAAAGACAGCUAGCAUCAGUCAGAAAGCAGACUCCAUUUGGUCAGACACCAUCUCGAAGGAAAAUUCCCCAGUGUUCACCAUUGCAAGAAAAUAUUGACCCACAAAAGAUUGCCUUUCUUCUGCAUAAACAGUGGACCUUAUAUACGCUGACUCCCAUGUAUAGGUUCUCCUACACUAACCUUAAACAGUAUUCUACACUUCUGAAGUGCUUCCUUGCUGCUGAAAAGCAAAAAGGACUGGCUGUGGAAAUGGGAGAGGAUUUUAAUUUCAAAGUGACUUUCUCCACUCUCUCAGGAAUGAAAGGAACACACCGGGACCCUGCAGCAUUUCUUAUACAGAUUGUAUCCAAAUCCCAACAGUCAUCAAAGAAUGCAGAAGAUAAAGUGGUAUGGACAGGUUGGUUUUGCUGUGUGUAUGGAGAUAGUCUUCUGGAGAAUGUGCCAGAUGAUUUUACCUGUCUACCUUUGUUCCUUGCAAAUGGGGCAGAGUCUAACACGGCCCUAAUUGGAACUUGGUUUCAGAAAACCUUUGACUGUCGAUUCACUCGAUUAACAAUUAGUGCAUUCAAUCUUUCCUGGAUGGCUGCUAUGUGGACUUCAUGUAAUAUGGAACAUUAUGGGACUGCUACAGAAUUGCUUUGGUCUGUACCCUGUAGCCCUCAGAGUUUGGACAUUUCUUAUGCAAUAAAUCCAGAAGAUGCAAAAGCUUUGUGGGACGGCGUCCACCAGACACCUGAGGAGAUAACACAGGAGGAAGUUGACCUAUUCAUAGACUGCCUUUGUUCACAUUUUCACAGACAUUUCAAAAUCAAUUUGUCAGCUACAAGAUUGGUCUGUGUGUCAACAUCUGUAGCUUCUGCACAUACUGAUGGGAAAAUAAAGAUUCUCUGUAGCAAAUAUCUGAUUGGAGUAUUGGCAUUUCUGACAGAACUGGCAAUUUUUCAAAUUGAGUGACUUUAUGUGGACUACACUCAUUGUGGAUUGAUUAUAUGCCAUUUUUGCCAGUAAGCUGUUUGGCUGAAAUGGGCCAGGUAUGUGAGCUGUGCCGUUGCCUGAAGUGGCCAUAGCUUUUCACAUCCAUCAUGGUGCCUGAGGAGUGGUCUCAGUGGGGAAGUCUAACAGGAAGCCAGAAGAAUGGACAAAGUAGCAGUGAUUGUGACAGGCAGGCCGGUGCUGCUUUGUCAGACAAGAUAAGAUGGCCUUCAAUGCCAGCUUUUCUAGAACCACUGGAGAGUGCUGAUUUUCAUUGUACAUCACCCUUUUUUAUUUCAUUUGAAGUCCUCUUAAAAUUGGUGUGGGACACUAAAACAAGUCUUUCUAAUUACAUAUGAAAGCCGAAGCCCAGUUGGCAUCUUAGAUUCAUCUAGUUAGUUUUGUCCAUUAAAAAAAACCUUUCCCUAGACAUUUUAGUUCACUUUCCUGGAGUGCAAUAAAAGCAUUUGCUGAAGAAAAGCAAGAGGGGAUAGAUUAAUGUGCAAAACUUUAGCUGCUAGUGUGCUUUUAUUUUGUAAUGACUUUAAUUAUUUUGCACUGAAUUAAAUAUGCAUAUUUUAACAUGACAUAAAAGUGUUUGAUUUUAAAAUGGUAGGUCUCUUUUCCUUUAAGGUUUCGAUUGUCAUCUCUUAUAUGGAGAGAGAGAGACAGCAUGGGCAUUUAGAUUCAGAAGACCUGAGUUGUUCAAAUUCUGAUUUUGUUAUUUCAUACCUGCAAAAGCUUGAACAAAUUACUUUUCUUCUAUACACCUGUUUCCUCAUCUGUAAAAUAUAGGGUUGAACAGUAUCAACUGAGAUAAUCUCUGUAUAGUGCUCAGCACAGUACCUGGCACAGAAUACAAAAUAGGUCCUAAAUAAAUGCUUAUUCCCUUCUAUUUUACCUUGAUAAUCUUAAAGGUCUCUCUAGCUCUAAAUCUUCUUCUUUGUAGAAAGUGGGAAGGUAAGCUUUCUUUCUAGCAUGGUAGGAUUGAGAUCUUUUAAUCCAAACCUAGCCUCAUGAAAAUAUCUAAUGUUUAGUUUAGUAUUAAAACAUAUGCCCCCUGGCUAUCGAUCCAGGUUUCUUUUCCUUUUGUACCACUCUAUAUCUGUAGGUCUUAGACCUGGAAGGGACCUCAGAGAUCACUUAAUCUAACUCCUUAUUUUACAGUGUCACUUAGGUAGAUCUGCUCUAAGCAUCAAAACCUUUGGAGAAGAGGUUUUUAUUAGUAGGAAGCCCGUAUCUGGUUAAAGGAUGAUUAUUUCUUUGAAUAUGUCUGAUCCUAUGGAAGAAAAAGCUUGAUUUCUUACAGAGUGCUUGUGAAAUAUACUACACAAGAUUAUCUUCAUAUUAAAACCUUGAUAGGAUUAACUCCCUGAAGACUGGAAGAUAAAGGACAACCAAUACCAGUGCCCUAAUCUUGGCCUACCUUCUUCAGCUGGGCAUUUACACAUGGGGAUAGCUGUAAGGACGUGUAUGAUCUAGCAUGUUCUACUCUACCUUCCUUCACUAGUUGGUGAUUGUUUAUAUGUACAUUCUAUUGAUACUCAAUUUGGAGAAGAGAUUUUUAACCUGCACAGAGCCACCUAUUAAACACAAAGAGCAAGACAGAAAUGCACAUGUUUUAGAUGAUUUGAAGGGGCUGCUUUUCCCAAAGGAUUUAGUCACUAAUACCUCAGGCUUCACAAGUCUACGUAUAUUUUCUUGUCAAUCAGCUUAGAUGGCAUCACAGAAUGUUUUUGUGUAAUAGAAUCGCUACAUUUUGCCAUCUACAUUGUCAUACCCACUGAGGAAGAUGCCAUCACUUUUCUAAUUAUACAUAUGAUAUGAUUCAAUUCAAUAAAUGUUUAUUGACCAUUUACAUGUGAAAUCUGCCCAAUAGCCAAUGAAUUAAUAUACCGUUGAUGGAUUUAAGCUCUUUGAAAGCAGGAAUUGUUGUAUUUUUGCCCUCCUUUAUAUGUCCAGCACUUAGAACUGUGCUGGCACAUAAGAAGUGCUUGCUGAUUGUUGAAAUAAACCAUACUAAUGCUGA